Molecule: messenger RNA, 1411 nt
Organism: Lacerta agilis (Sand lizard)
Lineage: Eukaryota; Metazoa; Chordata; Lepidosauria; Squamata; Lacertidae
Gene: HEMK2
Product: N-6 adenine-specific DNA methyltransferase 1
Exons: 6
Coding region: 89-730 (213 amino acids)
Biological process (GO): methylation
Cellular component (GO): eRF1 methyltransferase complex
Molecular function (GO): nucleic acid binding; S-adenosylmethionine-dependent methyltransferase activity; protein methyltransferase activity
Source: RefSeq, a predicted model, not a curated record
CUGCGCAGUUUUCACCUCGUCUCACCGGCCGUUACUCUCAUCUUCUUAGGCGGGACGCCGUUUGUUUAACCCUUGGCGGUGACCCGCGAUGAUUCCCACUCCGUGGCACCGGCACGUGGGGCCACAGGGCCCCUUCAGCGAAGUCUACGAGCCCGCCGAAGACACUUUCCUGCUGCUGGACGCUCUGGAGAGGGACGCGGAGGAGCUGAGGAGCGCCAGCAUUGCGAUCUGCCUUGAAGUAGGAUCUGGAUCUGGAGUAGUUUCAACAUUUUUGGCUUCAAUUGCUGGACCCAAAGCGUUAUACUUGUGUACCGAUAUCAACCCUCUGGCAGGUCUGUGCACUGUGGAAACAGCCAUACAUAAUAAUGUUGACAUUCAGCCCAUAAUUACCGAUCUGGUAACAGCAUUGUUGCCACGAUUGCAUGGGAAAGUUGACGUACUGCUAUUUAAUCCACCUUAUGUAGUAACCCCUUCUGCUGAGAUUCACAGUCAUGGAAUAGAGGCAGCAUGGGCUGGAGGUAAAAAUGGCAGAGAAGUUAUGGACAGGCUCCUUCCACUGGUGUCAGACUUGCUUUCAGCUAGAGGAUUAUUUUACUUAGUUACAAUUAAAGAAAAUGAUCCAGAUGAAAUUAUCAAAAUAUUGCGGAAAUGUGGCUUAAAAGGCACCAGAGUACUUUCCAGACAAGCAGGAAGAGAAAAGCUCUCGGUACUUAAAUUUUGCAAGUCCUGAAGACUACCUGUUAAACAAAAACUACUCUGGAAUAAAGGGUUUCAAACUGACCCACUGACUAGUGCUGGUCUGAGAGCUCUAGUCAGGUGGUCUCCAAAAGGUUGCACAAAAAACAAUAAUACUUGAUCCUGUAUUAUUAUUUUCUCACAACGAAGACAGAAGUUCUUUUGAUCAGGACUGAAUUUCUUGAACAGAAAUGUUGGGAAGGUAUGGUGUUCGUGUCCACAGCGCACGUACGCCAUGGAGCUUCAUGUCCUCUUUUAUUGCUCUUCAAAAUAUGGCACCCCUAGUAUGCACAGCAUUGCACUGGUGGUGUUCUAGUCUCUGGACAUGGAAUUAACCAAAGCACAGAAGCUGAGGCUUUACAUACCAUCAGUUUUUGUCUGAGAUGUCAGAAUACCUUGCUUUAAUAUAUAUAGUAAUAAUAAAUAUUAAUAUAAAAACCAUAUGCAAUUUGUGUGUUACCCUGAUCAAACAACUUAAGAUUUUUAUUUGUAAAUAAAGCUAAAAUUAGCGUUUCACAGCUAAAUCCAACUGUGGCUGUUGAUUUUCUUGUUAGAAGUUCAUUGAAGCAGAGAAGUCAUUUCAGAAGAAGGUCUCCCGACAAAGCGGACAGGUGGAUUUGUUACUAGAUGUAAACCAUUUGUACUGAAAGAAUAAUAAAAAAGAGUAUUAAAAGCA